AGAUGGACAGGACCAGGUCUUUCUCAGUUGUAAAAUUCCCUAUUAAUUUCUGACCGAAAUUAUUGCGAAGUGUUCAUGCGAACAGUCUCCAUAUACAUUGUAGGUGUUGCGCUAAAUGUACAUCCAUUGUAAUGUAUGUUGCCAUUUAUCGUGAGACAACCUACGCAUAUGAAAUGCAAACACUGUAGGGUUUUUAGUCUGAUUAGAUGUCGCUACUCUUCUCCCUGCCCCCACCCGCAUUCCUGCCUGUCUGGUCUGCUCUGGACGUGGAUAGCAAACUUCAUCAAGGAAUACGAGGAAGAAAAAGUCCAUACAAACUCUGUGCCAAGAAAAUAAACAAUACCCAACACGGGGCAGCCUUGCUCUAUUCUUCACCCAUUUUUAAAUAUUGUAAUUCGGGGACAACCGUUUUGUUGGCAGCACUACUGCGUGUAUUACGUCGUUGUAGCGACAUCAACUUAACUACGUUUCUUCACUGAAGUUGUGCGUGGACGGAGUAAAAAGUAACAUUCUGCGGUUGGAAUCGCUGCAAGGUGGGUGAAGGAGUGUAUUUGCUAUCUGCGCUGCAAAGUAUCAUCAAGGGAACUGUCCUCAUCUAACGACGCAUUGUGAAUCAGAGCGGUCGCAUCGCCAAGGAUGGAAAUAUUGGACAGUACUGAGUCCUUUUUACACUGGGAUAGGAAUCUCAGUGAGCUGUCGGAGCCUGGGGAAAACGAACAUGUCUUAUACAGCACACACUUCACAGACCUCCUGGAUGACUUCUCCCAGGAUGCUUUGCUGGGCCAGCUGCUGAGCGACCCCUUCCUGUCCGGCCGGGAAGGAGAGGCCAUGGACGAGGGGGAUGAUUUCACCCCGUCCUCCCCGCUACCGCCCCACAUCCAGGCGGAGCACUCCUACUCCCUGUGUGGGGACUCCCGGCCCCAGUCGCCCGUCUCACAUCUGCCUGGGGAGCAGGGGAGCGAUGCAGAAUCAGAUGGUGAGAAUUGGUCCGUGGAGCAGGAGGAACAGAUGGAGGUGUUGCUGUGUGACCCUCCAGCCCUGCUGCCCACCCUAACCCUCUCCCUGGCCCCUGAGGGCCACAUCACUGAGGCCCCGGCCCCACCAGCCCCCAAGCCCAACCCACAGACGGCCACACAGGGCAAGACCAGCAAGGCGAAGGAGAUUGGUGAGAUCCAGAUCAAACUGGAGCCUCAUGAGGUGGACCAGUUCCUCAACUUGUCUCCUAAAGGUCUGGAGUCUCUGCAGAUGCCACCCACCCCUCCCUCCUCCCACAGCAGUGACUCAGAGGGCUGUCAGAGCCCGGUACACGCCAGCACUCCCCAGAGCCCCUCUUCUCCCCUCAGCCCUGCACCCUCCCAGGCCGGCCUCAAGGUGUCUCAGCGCACACCCUCCUCCCUCUCCAACUCCCCUCUUCUCACCGCCCCACACAAGCUGCAGGGCUCUGGCCCUCUCCUGCUGACAGAGGAAGAGAGGAGAACCCUGGUUGCCGAGGGUUACCCUGUUCCCACCAAGCUGCCCCUGUCCAAGGCGGAGGAGAAAGCCCUGAAGAAGAUACGCAGGAAGAUCAAGAACAAGAUCUCUGCUCAAGAGAGCCGCAGAAAGAAGAAGGAGUACAUGGACGCCCUGGAGAAGAAGGUGGAGAACUGCUCCAAUGAGAACAGCGAGCUGCGCAGGAAACUGGAGAAUCUGGAGUGUACCAACAAGACUCUAAUACAACAGCUGCACUCUCUGCAGGCGGUGGUGGCAGGGAAGGUUCCCCGCUCCUGCAAAGUCACUGGCACCCAGACCUCCUCCUGCCUCAUGGUGGUGGUGCUGUGCUUCGCUGUGUUCCUAGGGAGUUUCUACUCCAGCCUGGGUCCUUGCUCCUCCAUCACAGAGACUGGCCUCUCCAGAGACAUGGCCAUGCAGGAGUCUUACACAGCUACAGUGAAGUCCAGGAGCCUGCUGUCCUAUGAGGAGAGAGGGCUGGACGAGCCACACCUUCUGGGUCUGGGCGGGGACUAUCCUGACCAAUUGGAGAGGCCCACGGUUGUCAUGGCAGCGUGGCGCUCUGAGAAAAAGCAGCAGAAAGGGGAGGAGUCACAUCGGGCUGAGACACGCCCACCUUUCAGCAACAGCAGUGAUACGAACCCACAGAAACCCCUGCUUUUAGACCUGCACAGGUCUCUGGAGCAGAGGGUGAACGACAGCGCUAAAAUCAUAGAGCUGGAGAGGACAGUCAACGAGACGUCAUAGGGUCUACCUCUGACCCCUCACCUUUGACCUUCCCUCUGCAGGAGCAGGAGACGGAGGCUCUCUGUAUUUAUAGAAUAUUUUUGGAUAACUUUGUUAUUUUAUCGUAUGUAGUUGUUGUUCAUUUCUAUUGUGUUUUUAUUCCAUUCCAAAAGUACACCACCUCUUUGAUAUAUUUUUGUGUUUGUACUUUUGCUUUUAUUUUAGCCUUUAUUUGCCUUACUUCUUUAUAUAUUUGAUGACAUCGUUUUGCUUCAGCCAUUAUGCUCUGUUAUAUUUGAGUGAGUGGUAUUUUGUUCUGUAUUUCUAUGGUGAUAUUCUCCUUGGUGUGAUGGCGGUGUUAUGAGAAUGGGGCCCCGUGGCUCUUUGAAUACUCUGUUGAUGUCUUCACAGUUAAUGGGGCUUAGUAUCUCAAAUGCUAUUUCCUUUACGUAUUCCUUUCCUUCAAAAGCCACAGGCCUUCGUUGCAAGUCCUAUUUUUGUAAAUAUAAAUGUCCGCCUGCAUGUAUGAGGUCAGUAAACGCAAUGUUGACUGAUGUUUGAUCGAUGGUUGGAUGCUGAGACAAUCAAGUUGUGUAUGAUACAGCGUUAUGACAAAGUACUUUAUACCAGAUAAUGUGUGUGGGGAAUGUGUUGUUUGCGAAACUAAGAAACUUUCCUGCUGGAGAAAACACAAUGGUGGCCUUGUGAUAUGUAAUGAACCAGUAUGAUGUUUCUGCUAGGUCAUAGUCUCUACCACCUGCACUGUCUCCCACAUACACACAGAUGAACAGAACCAUAAGCACCUUCUCCUUUGGCCUGCACCCUGCAGUCAAUCCACUCACACAGCAUCCCCAAAGAGUCCAUUUUAUUCUUAUUUAUUCCAUAUAAACUGUAGAGUCACAUUUUGCCUCCACAGGAACCUGUCUUUUGUCUUUAUGGGUUCUGUCCUUCUUGGCUUUUGACUAAAACAAAUAAAUAUUUUCCGUAGUAAAAGCAUCGA
Molecule: messenger RNA, 3214 nt
Organism: Oncorhynchus gorbuscha (pink salmon)
Lineage: Eukaryota; Metazoa; Chordata; Actinopteri; Salmoniformes; Salmonidae
Gene: creb3l2
Product: cAMP responsive element binding protein 3-like 2
Exons: 12
Coding region: 637-2235 (532 amino acids)
Biological process (GO): regulation of transcription by RNA polymerase II
Molecular function (GO): cAMP response element binding; DNA-binding transcription factor activity, RNA polymerase II-specific
Source: RefSeq, a predicted model, not a curated record